This is a messenger RNA of Vigna radiata var. radiata (mung bean), 2148 nucleotides long. Its product is annotated as primary amine oxidase 1. Gene Ontology annotation, biological process: amine metabolic process. The record is from RefSeq and is a predicted model, not a curated record. The coding region runs from base 4 to 1983 and encodes 659 amino acids. Gene Ontology annotation, molecular function: copper ion binding; quinone binding; primary methylamine oxidase activity. The transcript has 4 exons. NCBI's taxonomy places the organism in Eukaryota, Viridiplantae, Streptophyta, Magnoliopsida, Fabales, Fabaceae.
AACAUGAUCAUGAGAUCAAGGUUUGAUAAAGCAGUUCCUAUAAUUGUUCAAAGUCUCGUUGUAGUAAUUUUUCUGAGAUUCAAUUCCAGUAAUAGUUUGGGUCACCCUUUAGACCCUCUCUCCCCUGCUGAAAUCAACAAAACAAGGGAUAUAGUUCAGGGGUCUUACCUUGGUGCUAUUCCUAACCUGACCUAUCAUUUCGUGGAUGUGGAAGAACCAGACAAAAAACACGUCAUAGAGUGGCUAUCUUCAAAUACAAAAGACAUAUCUAUCAUUCCUCGCCAAGCCAAGGUAGUUGUUCGAGCCAAGGGUGACACACACGAACUUGUAGUGGACUUAAACAAAAGCUCCAUUGUGUCGGAUAAAAUCUACACUGGUCAUGGAUACCCUCCUUUCACAUUCAAUGAGCUUUUCCUAGCCAGCAAAUUGCCUCUUACGUACUCCAGAUUCAAAGACUCCAUAACCAAAAGGGGCUUGAAUUUGUCUGAAGUUUCUUGUGUACCAUUUACCGUAGGUUGGUUUGGAGAACAAACCACAAAGAGAGCCCUCAAAGUGUCAUGUUUCUAUAGGGGAGGAUCAGUUAAUGUGUGGGCAAGGCCUAUUGAGGGAAUCACGGUACUAGUUGAUGUUGAUUCCAUGAAGAUUACUGCGUACAAUGACAGGUACAUUGUCACUUUGCCUAAGGCCGAGGGUACAGAUUUUCAAUCUUUAAGCAGCAACAGGAGGCCGAAAACAUCUGCUUCGUGUAAUGUGUCAGAUGUUGGGUUCACCGUGGAUGGCCAUGAGGUGAAAUGGGCUAAUUGGAUUUUUCAUGUUGGGUUCAAUGCUCGGGCGGGAAUGAUCAUAUCAACUGCUUCUGUGUUUGAUUCCAAAAGUAACAAGUAUAGAAGAGUUCUAUAUAGGGGCCAUGUAUCUGAGACAUUUGUUCCUUACAUGGAUCCUACAGAGGAAUGGUAUUUCAGGACUUUCAUGGAUGCUGGGGAAUUUGGCUUUGGACGUGCAGCUGAUACCUUGCAACCGAGGGUUGAUUGCCCGAGCAACGCAGUGUACAUGGAUGGCUACAUGACAGGGCCUAUAGGAGAGGUGCAACAGGUUCCCAGGGCUAUUUGCAUUUUUGAGAGGAAUUCUGGCAAUGUGGCUUGGAGGCACAUGGAAGUCAACAAUCCCCAAAAAUUGAUUAGAAAUGGAGAACCUGAAAUUAGUUUGGUAGUCAGAAUGAUUGCUACUGUGGGGAACUAUGAUUAUGUUCUUGACUGGGAAUUCUUAAGAAGUGGCAGUAUAAAAGUUGGGGUGGAUCUGACAGGCAUAAUGGAGAUGAAAGCAGUAGCCUAUAGAGAGAAAAAUGAGAUAGAAGAAAGGGUGUUUGGAAGAUUGGUGGCAGAAAACACUAUAGCCAACUAUCAUGAUCACCACAUAACCUACUAUCUAGACCUUGACAUUGAUGAUAAUAGGAACUCUUUCAUCAAUGCUAAGUUGCAAAGGACAAGAGCAACUGGGUUUGGAACACCCAGAAAGAGUUACUGGACAGUUGUCGGAGAAAUUGCCAAGAGGGAAGCCGAUGGUAGAAUUCGGCUGGGCUUGGAGCCAGCUGAACUGUUAAUAGUAAACCCCAACAAAAGGACAAAGUUAGGGAAUGAAGUGGGCUACCGGCUGAUCACCUCACAGCCAGUUACUUCUCUGUUAUCUGAUGACGAUUACCCUCAAAUAAGAGCGUCUUACACCAAGUAUGACUUGUGGGUCACUCCCUAUAACAGGUCAGAGAGAUGGGCUGGAGGGUUCUAUGCUGACAGGAGCCGUGGAGAUGACGGCUUAGCCGUUUGGAGCCAAAGGAACAGAGAGAUUGAAAAUAGAGACAUAGUGCUAUGGCACACAAUAGGGAUCCAUCAUGUUCCUUAUCAGGAAGAUUUUCCAGCAAUGCCAGCAAUUCAUGGUGGAUUUGAGCUGAGGCCAGCUAACUUUUUUGAAAGCAGUCCAUUGCUUUGAAUUAAAGUAUGAACUGAUAGAAGCAUGUUCAGCUCAUUAACCAAACUAAUAGCCAUGCAUUACUCCUAAACAAAAAUAAGAUGAAAGGUUCUGUCCAAAUUAAGUAGUUAUUGUUCUUUUAAUACUGUAACGUGCAAGCAUGUUACUAUUCAAUAAAUUUUUAGU